Molecule: messenger RNA, 1377 nt
Organism: Penicillium brasilianum
Lineage: Eukaryota; Fungi; Ascomycota; Eurotiomycetes; Eurotiales; Aspergillaceae
Source: the annotation of a GenBank genome assembly
AUGGGGUUACAAAUGGAGAUCAUCCGAGUUCUUCAUCAUCAACGCAACCGCAACCGCUUUGCUAACUGGACGGACAUGUUCCUGCAUCAGUUUCUUGUCUCGAUCCUGCCCUUCGUUUUAGAGCAUCGCCUUGGUCUUGAACCCGAACUCAUUCAGCGCGUGAGUGUUACCUUACUGGCGGAAACGGCUUUGGUUUCAUUCAUCGUCACCCCGGUGAUUGGUUGCUUUUCUGAUCACUUGGGAGCGCGAACUUGGCUUCUGCUUGGCCUGUUUGGAGAAUUGGCUGGUUCUGUGAUCAUCGCUUCGGCUCAUUCAUUGUUGACGCUCUUCUCCGGACGCUUCGUUCAGGCAGUGGCCAAUACGAUCGUUGGUGUCCUUGGAAUAACCCACCUGACGAAGAAUACUUCGUCAAAUGGAACGGAGAAGAUUUAUGGAAUUCUUACCGUCUCCUUGACUGCAGGAUCAUGUGGAGGCCCCCUGAUGGCUGGGGCGAUAUUUGACCUCGCCGGAUAUUGGGCCGCGUGGACGAGUGCAUUUGGUGCAAGUGUGAUUGGCUUUGUGCUGCAGAGUCUGAUGCUGGUACAGCCGCAAGACACGGAUCAUGAGGUCAAAUACGUUGCAGCACAGGCGAACGUUGGAGAAGACCUAAGCGAAGCCAGUCCUUUACUCGUGUCCUCAUCAGCUCCCGAUCUCUCCGAAAUGUCCGGCCACUUGAAAUCAACCAUCAGCAAACUUGAUUUGCAAUUCUAUACCUGCCUCCUCACGAAUCGCCGCUAUAUUGGCGGGGUGCUGAGCUCCAUCUGUUAUGCGAUCGUAUCCCUCAGCUUUGACACGACACUUCCGAUUCAUGUUGGUGAAGUGUUCCAGUGGGGCAGCUUGCAAACUGGAAUCCUCUUUGCUAUAUUGCAGGGACCGAAUGCUUUCUUCAGCAUCCCCGUGAAAUGGCUGAAGGACCGAGUAGGAUCACGUUAUCCUACUUCUAUCGGGUUCUUAGGGCUGGCAGGCCUCCUGUGGCUUGCUGGCACUCCUGGGGAUGACCGGUUUCCCUGGGCAAACCUGGGGUAUCGAGGUCCCAUGAUUUACGUGGCCGCCAUCGCCGCCAUGGGGAUAUUCAUGACGUUGUUGAACGGCACUGGAACGAUGGAGUCUGCAAACGCGGUUCGGGAUAUUGAAACCCACCAGCCCGGACGCUUUGGUGAAGAAGCGCAUUCCCAGGCUCUGUUGAUCAGUCGUUUAAGCUGGAUAUUUGGCUUAUUCCUGGGGCCUAUCCUGUCAGGGCAGCUCACGGAGAAAGUCGGAUAUCAUGACAUGACAUGUAUACUCGCCACAAUGUGUCUGCUCUGUGCAGUCUUCGCUAUCUGGAAUCUCAAGUCGUGA